Messenger RNA from Alternaria alternata, 1084 nucleotides. RefSeq lists its product as hypothetical. The transcript is spliced from 2 exons. The record is from RefSeq and is a predicted model, not a curated record. NCBI's taxonomy places the organism in Eukaryota, Fungi, Ascomycota, Dothideomycetes, Pleosporales, Pleosporaceae. Bases 286 to 924 code for a protein of 212 amino acids.
GCUAGUCAGGUACAUGGCCGAGCAUCAAUCAAGGCCGCCGACAACAUCCCAUCGCCCUCCAGUCCGUCCUGGUGACCCUCCUCGCCGUCCAUCGCUCUGUCCGCUCCCUUCUUGUCUGCUCGCCUUGGCCCCGCCGUCUUCGAGAGCCCCCGUCUUGUUUUUGCCUGGUGUUUCCUUUCCUGUAUUGACGCCAUCGCCGCCGCCGCCGCCGCCGCUGCACUUUCCGCCGUCGAGCCCGACAACAGCUUCUCCGCUCCGCCGUGACGCUCACCGCAACCCGCCGCCAUGGUCUACAUCACCUCUGACCUUUUCGGUCCGAACACACCACACGAGCGACAAUACGACGACUCGCCAAAUUACUGGCAUGCCAUGGCUCACCAGCAACAUGCCGCCGGCUUGGGCAAGAGAAAGAGGAUGGCCGCCGAUGAUGGACCACAACAAAACAUAACACGCCAACAUCGGCCGUCACCCAGUCGCGACUCCAACCGCCUACAUCUCCACAGUACCCCGCCUUUCGACAGCAACAGCAACUUACCCUGCUCCCUCUUCCCAUCAAAACAACACGAAUACACAUCAGAACGACGGCCGGUUAAGCAGUUGAAACGCCUCAGUCCAAAAGCGCCCCUUGUCAAGUCGACAUCACAUCUGAUGGACGUUGACUUUGAUCUCCCGCCGAUAUGCCAGAGCCAAUCACACGCCGUUUCCGACUUGCGAUCCUGUCACGCCUGCAACAAGGCGCCUAAGCGACGAAAGGACUUGGAGAAUUACCUCGACUGCAGGAGGUGCGAAGGGCGGACGUGCUUUAUCUGUGCGAGGCAAUGUGUAGGGUGCAGCAAGGCCAUCUGCAAGAAGUGCAUAGUAGAGGUUGGGGAAGAGGGGGAUGCUUGGUGUUUGGACUGUUACUCGCGUAAUAUCAACUCGUGAGCGUCACAAGAGGAGGUUGAUUUUUAGUGAUUUGGUUUUUUUUUUUGGAUUGUUUGCUGGAGCAAAGCGGGCGUUCAUGUGUUACUCCCAGCUGCAUCUUGUGAGACUAUGGAGCGUCAUAAUUGUUUUUCUUAUCGACGGUCCUCGGGCUUUGCCCUAA